Molecule: messenger RNA, 3760 nt
Organism: Lagenorhynchus albirostris (white-beaked dolphin)
Lineage: Eukaryota; Metazoa; Chordata; Mammalia; Artiodactyla; Delphinidae
Gene: AP4E1
Product: adaptor related protein complex 4 subunit epsilon 1
Exons: 23
Coding region: 54-3593 (1179 amino acids)
Biological process (GO): intracellular protein transport; receptor-mediated endocytosis
Cellular component (GO): membrane coat; AP-4 adaptor complex
Molecular function (GO): cargo adaptor activity
Source: RefSeq, a predicted model, not a curated record
CCUGGGUAUGAGGCCGGGCGGUGAGCGGAGCGCGGGUGGCGGCGGCGGCUGCGAUGAGCGACAUUGUGGAGAAGACGCUGACGGCGCUGCCGGGACUCUUCUUGCAGAACCAGUCGGCUAGCGGGCCCGCGGCCGCCAAGGCGUCCUUCUCCUCCCGACUGGGCGGCCUGGUCCGCGGCAUCACCGCUCUCACCUCCAAGCACGAGGAAGAGAAAUUAAUCCAGCAGGAACUGAGUAAUCUGAAAGCAACUGUUUCUGCUCCUACUACAACUCUGAAAAUGAUGAAGGAAUGUAUGGUGAGACUUAUUUAUUGUGAAAUGCUUGGAUAUGAUGCUUCCUUUGGUUACAUACAUGCAAUCAAGUUGGCACAACAAGGAAACCUUUUAGAAAAAAGAGUAGGUUAUUUGGCUGUUUCUUUAUUUCUACAUGAAAGUCAUGAACUGUUGCUUCUUCUUGUGAAUACAGUUGUAAAGGACUUGCAGAGCACUAACCUAGUAGAAGUAUGUAUGGCACUUACUAUCGUCAGCCAGAUUUUCCCUCGAGAAAUGAUUCCAGCUGUUCUUCCAUUAAUAGAAGAUAAACUUCAACAUUCUAAGGAGAUUAUACGAAGAAAAGCUGUCCUAGCAUUAUAUAAAUUCUAUCUUAUCGCUCCUAAUCAAGUACAGCAUAUCCAUAUUAAGUUUCGGAAAGCACUUUGUGACAGAGAUGUUGGUGUCAUGGCUGCAUCCUUGCACAUAUACCUUAGGAUGAUUAAGGAGAAUUCAUCUGCAUAUAAAGACUUGACUGGGAGUUUUGUAACAAUUUUGAAGCAAGUGGUUGGAGGAAAACUCCCCGUAGAUUUCAAUUACCACAGUGUACCAGCACCAUGGUUACAAAUUCAGCUGUUGAGAAUACUAGGACUUCUAGGAAAAGAUGAUCAAAGGACAAGUGAAUUAAUGUAUGAUGUUCUCGAUGAAUCCUUACGAAGAGCUGAGUUAAAUCACAAUGUCACGUAUGCUAUUCUGUUUGAAUGUGUACAUACAGUCUAUUCUAUUUAUCCUAAAUCGGAAUUACUUGAGAAGGCUGCCAAGUGCAUUGGAAAAUUUGUUUUGUCACCUAAAAUAAAUCUCAAAUAUUUAGGAUUGAAGGCUCUUACCUAUGUUAUCCAACAGGAUCCCACUCUGGCUCUUCAGCACCAGAUGACAAUAAUUGAAUGCUUAGACCAUCCUGAUCCCAUUAUUAAAAGAGAGACUCUGGAACUUCUUUACAGAAUUACUAAUGCACAGAAUAUAACAGUGAUUGUCCAGAAAAUGCUUGAAUAUUUACAUCAGAGCAAAGAAGAAUAUAUUAUUGUCAAUUUGGUUGGCAAAAUAGCUGAGCUGGCUGAGAAAUAUGCUCCUGAUAAUGCGUGGUUUAUUCAGACAAUGAAUGCUGUAUUUUCAGUGGGAGGAGAUGUUAUGCAUCCUGAUAUUCCCAAUAACUUUCUGAGACUGCUGGCAGAAGGUUUUGAUGAUGAAACAGAAAAUCAACAAUUAAGGCUCUAUGCAGUUCAGUCUUAUUUCACUUUACUAGAUGUGGAAAAUGUGUUCUACCCACAGAGAUUUCUUCAAGUUAUGAGUUGGGUUUUAGGGGAGUAUUCCUACCUCUUAGAUAAGGAAACGCCAGAGGAAGUUAUAACCAAGCUCUACAAGUUACUUAGAAGUGACUCCAUUUCUUCAGAAACAAAAGCCUGGAUAAUUGCUGCUGUGACCAAGUUGACACCUCAAGCACACUCUUCUAAUAUAGUUGAGAGAUUAAUCCAGGAAUUUACCACAUCUUUGGAUACUUGUUUGAGACAGCAUGCAUUUGAAUUAAAACAUUUGCAUGAGAAUGUGAAAUUUAUGAAGGGCUUGCUUCCAGUUGAUAAGAGUUGUGAAGACAUGGUGGUAGAUGCUUCCUUAUCUUUUCUGGAUGGUUUUGUGGCUGAAGAACUAAGUCAGGGGGCAGCACCUUACAAACCUCACCACCAACGGCAGGAGGAAAAGCUUUCUCAGGAAAAAGUUCUCAGUUUUGAACCAUAUGGACUCUCCUUUUCUUCAUCUGGCUUCUCUGGACGACAGUCUCCUGCUGGCAUUUCUCUUGGUUCAGAUACAUCUGGGAAUAGUACAGAGACCGGGCUAAAAGAGACAAAUAGCUUGAAGCUGGAAGGUAUAAAGAAAUUGUGGGGGAAAGAGGGCUAUCUUCCCAAGAAGGAAAGCAAAACUGGUGAUGAAACAGAAGCUCUGCCAGUCCCUCAAGAGAAUAUAAUAAUGGAGAAUGUAGAUCAAAUUAUAACAAAAAACGAUCAAUCUCAAGCCCUUACCCAAUCUAAAGAAGAGAAAGAAAAGCAGCUGCUGGCAUCAUCAUUAUUUGUUGGGCUAGGAUCAGAAAGUACAAUCAAUUUGCUAGGAAAAGCAGAUACCCUUUCUCACAAGUUCAGAAGGAAAUCAAAAGUCAAGGAAACCAAAAGCGGGCAAACAACCACUGCUCAAAAUAUGACCUGUUCUUCCUUUAGUUCUUCAUCAAAUGUGACUUAUGAAGAAGACUAUUAUUUGGAUCAUUUGCAGGAUAGAGGAGACAAAGAAGUAAAGAAAUUUUCUCUUAAUUCAGAACUUUUAGAUUCUGAGUCACUCACAGAACUGCCCUUGGUUGAGAAAAUCUCAAAUUGCAGGCUGUCUACACCCUCUUUGUUUGCUGAUAACAACAUGGAAGUUUUUCACCCUCCUCAGUCCACUGCAGCCUCAGUUGCCAAUGAAAUCUCUUUAGCUGUUUCUUUGUUGGAAGAAACUACUGAACACAUGCAUUCAGAUCUUAUGGAGGUCUGUAAUAAUGAAACCAUAUCAGUGUCUUCUUACAAAAUUUGGAAAGAUGAGUGUUUGUUGAUGGUCUGGUCAGUUUUUAAUAAGAGUGCUUCAGAACUGAAAAGUGCUAACUUAGAAAUUGCUCCUGCAGAAAAUUUCAAGAUCACUGAGCAACCUGGAUGCUGCUUGCCUGUAAUAGAAGCAGAAAGCACCAGAAACUUUCAAUACAGUGUGCAGAUGGAAAAACCUUUUACAGAAGGGAAUCUUUCUGGUUUUAUAAAUUAUCAAGUGAUGGAUACUCAUUCUGUUCAGCUCGAAUUUUCAGUAAACUUAUCACUAUUAGAUUUCAUUAGGCCAUUAAAAAUCUCGACUGAAGACUUUGGUAAACUCUGGUUAUCCUUCGCAAAUGAUGUGAAACAAAAUGUGAAGAUGUCAGAAUCACAAGCUGCUCUGCCUUCUACCUUAAAGGCCCUGCAACAGGAACUAAGACUUCAUGUUGUUGACAUUAUAGGCAAUGAAGGGCUGUUGGCCUGUCAGCUGCUCCCAUCCAUCCCCUGCUUGCUGCAUUUCCGAGUUCAUGGUGACAUGUUAGCCCUGUGGUUCAGAUCCUCCUGCUCUACUCUUCCUGAUUAUUUACUAUAUCAGUGUCAAAAGGUUAGAGCAUGGAUCGAUCCUCAGGUGCCUGUCCCUAUCCCCUGCUUUCAUCCUGGCCUGACCAGAGCAUUCAAAGCAGAGUGCUUUGUUUCUGUAUUCCUCUCCUCAAGAUGCAAGAAACACGGUUAUAUUCCAUUAUAGGUUAUUACAAGAUAUUGAAUAUAAUUACCUGUGGUAUACAGUAAGUCCUUGUUGCUUAUCUAUUUUAUGUAUAGUAGUUUGUAUCUGUUAAACCCAUACCCCUAAUUUGUCCCUCCUGCCCUCCCUCUCCCCUUUGGUAACCAUAAAUUUGUUUUCUAUGUCUGUGA